AUGUCUGUGUUCAAAGUAUAAAAGGAUCGUGUAUGCUUAAUAUCGUCACUAUCUCACUGUCUUUCAAGUAGUUUACUACAGAAAUCAAACAAAUCUUUCAACAUGUUCAAGCUGGCUGUUCUUGCUGCCGUUUUGGCCGUUGCUGUUGCUGCACCAGCUCCAGGUGGUCUUACUGGUUUAGUUUUGAAUCACGGUCUUGGACCAAUCCACGCACCACAAGUAAUUUCUCAUGCACCAAUCCAUUCAGCAGUGCAUAUUGUCGCACAACCAGUUGCUCCAGUUGUUCAUGCUGCUCCAAUUGUUACCAAAACAAUCAUCCCAAGCCACGGACCAAUCUUGUCUGUUGGACAUGGUCUUCCACUUGCACAUGGUCUCCCACUUGGACAUGGUCUUCCACUUGGACAUGGUCUUGCUCUUGGACAUGGCCUUCCUCUUGGACAUGGAAUCCACGGAUUGUAAAUAACAUCCAAUGUGAUACCAUCAGUAAUUGUCAAUAAUAAAAAAUCAACACUUCAACAACAAUGUGUCAACAAAUGAAAAAAAUUUUUCAAAAUUAUAUUAUCAAUUCAAAAUUAAUUGUGCGGCAGAAGAAAUCAAUUUGUAAAUGAUUUAUUUUUUUUUAUUUUUCAUAAAAACAAAUAUAUUCUAUAAUUAAAAAAAAAUUUAGUCAUUUAUUUUUUUGCCUCAAAAUCCUUUACCUCUUUUUAUUUGAUGUUUUUUUUUUUUAACAAACAAAAUUUUUACUUGGUAUUUUAAUAAAAUCAACAUUUAAAAUUCAAGCCACGUAGUAACAUCUAAUUUUACAAGCUGAGUCUGAGUUUACGUGGAUGAGAGUGUUUUGUCAAUUUUAUUUUUUUAUUUAAAUUUAUUUUUCAAUGAAUACUUGUGGAUUUUAAAAUCAUGAAAAUUAUGAACUACAUUUAUAUUAAUUCAGCUAAAAAGUUUUUGAGCUUUAAAAGUUUACUGCUAAGUUGUUACGAAAUAAAAAGAUCAUGAAGUACAUCAAAAAAUCAUCAGGUAUAUCGAAAUACUGGUACGAAUUUAACAUUGUAAAAAAAUAAAUGCAUUAUUAAAUUGUUUACAUUUUUAUUAUGAUAAUAAUAAUAAAAAAAAAAAAACAAGAAAACUACAAAUUUAGUUGAUUGAACAUUUUGAAAGUUGACUUAUUAAAAAAGUGCUAUUCAAAUUAAAUCUUUGAAGCAUUGAUGGUUAAGCUUGCACAAAAUUCAACAAUUCUUAAAUGAGAUAGUCAUUAAUUUGAUUGGCCUUUUGUCUCUACCAGCACGGAGAACAAUUUAAAAAACAAACAAAAGAAAAAAAAAAACUAUUAAACAAACAAUUUUUUUU
Molecule: messenger RNA, 1347 nt
Organism: Aphidius gifuensis
Lineage: Eukaryota; Metazoa; Arthropoda; Insecta; Hymenoptera; Braconidae
Product: cuticle protein 63-like
Exons: 2
Coding region: 103-459 (118 amino acids)
Source: RefSeq, a predicted model, not a curated record